AUGGCUUCAAAAUCUACUACUAGUUCUACUAGAUCGAAACUAUCGGAAAAUUCCAACAAAGGUGCAGCUCAAGCAACACUGAGAGUCAGUAAAGUUAGUAAAGUAGUGAGCAAAUCAGAAACUGAAUCGCCGCCUGCAUUGCAAAAUUCUCGUGUUUCUGUGGAAAGAUCGCCGCGAUCUGUGAACUCUAAGCCCCCUGUUGAGCGGAAAUCAGUGAAAGCUAGCUCCACAACACCCGAUAAACAAGCACCAAGAGCUGCAAAGGGUUCAGAAUUGCAGAACCAGUUGAAUGUAGCUCAAGAUGAUCUAAAGAAAGCAAAGGAACAGAUCCUUCAGGUUGAGAAGGAGAAGGAAAAAAUUACUGAUGAGUUGAAAGAAGCACAGAGAGUAGCCGAGGAAGCAAAUGAGAAACUCAGGGAAGCAUUGGUCGAACAAAAGCGGGCUAAGGAGGAAUCUGAGAUAGAAAAAUUCCGAGCUGUUGAAUUGGAACAGGCUGGAAUUGAAACUGUGAAGAAGAAGGAAGUAGAAUGGCAGAAAGAGCUUGAAAGUGUGAGGAACCAGCAUGCCUUGGAUGUGGCUGCUCUUGCUUCCACCACCGAGGAGCUUCAGCAGAUUAAACAAGAACUUGCCAUGACGUGUGAUGCUAAGGACCAGGCAUUGAACCAUGCUGAUGAUGCAACUAAAAUUGCCGAGGUUCAUGCUGAGAAAGCCGAAGUCUAUGCAGCUGAAUUGGCGCAGUUGAAGGCCUUACUGGAUUCAAAACAAGAAACAGAAGCAAGUGAUAAUAGGCUUAUAAUGAAGUUGAAAAAAGAGGUAAAAGCUCUCAAGCAAGAACUUGAUAAGGGAAUGAGUUAUGAUGAGAAGUUGACAGAGAAAGAAAAUCUUAUUGAACAACUUAAUGUAGAACUUGAAACCUCAAGGAUGGCAGAAUCUUAUGCCCGCAGUCUGCUAGAGGAGUGGAAGAAGAAGGUCGAGGAACUGAAAAUGAAGGUUGAAGAAUCGAACAAGUUGGAGAGAUCCGCAUCAGAAUCCUUGGAAUCUGUAAUGAAACAGCUAGAAGGAAGCAAUGAUCUGUUGCAUGAUGCAGAGUCUGUAGUUGGUCCUCUUAAAGAGAAGGUGGGGUUGUUAGAAAUGACAAUUGGGAGACAAAAAACUGAUCUUGAGGAAUCUGAACGUCGCCUUCUUAUGGUUAAGGAAGAAAACCUCGAAAUUUCAAAGAAGAUUGAGUCUCUCAAAUCCGAACUUGAGACAGUGAAGGAAGAGAAAGAACAGGCUUUGAACAAUGAACAUCUUGCAGCCUCUAGUGUGCAGACCCUAUUAGAAGAGAAAAACAAACUUAUCAAUGAUUUGGAGAAGUCUAAGGAAGAAGAAGAAAAGAGUAAAAAGGCAAUGGAAAGCUUAGCUUCUGCAUUACAUGAAAUAUCUGCAGAAUCUAGAGAAGCGAAAGAAAACCUACUUGGCAAUCAAGCUGAAAGGCAAAGCUAUGAGAACCAGAUUGAAGAUUUAAAGUUAGUCUUAAAAGGUACUAACGAAAAAUAUGAGUCGAUGCUUGACGAUGCGCGACAUGAAAUUGAUGUUCUUAUAUUCAGUAUUGAAAGCUCGAAGAACGUCUUUGAGAACUCGAAGGCUGAGUGGGAGCAAAAAGAGCUUCAUCUAGUCAGCAGCCUGAAGAAAGCUGAAGAAGAGAAUGCGGCCACGGAAAAAGAAAUAAAUAGGUUGGUUUAUUUGCUCAAAGAAGUUGAGGAAGAAGCAAAUUCCAACAGGGAGGAAGAAACUCGGUUGAAGGAAAAUCUGAAUGAAGUUGAGGCUGAGGCAAUCCACCUGCAGGAAGCUCUGAAGGAAGUAACAUCUGAAAACGUUAAAUUGAAGGAGAAUAUAUUGGAUAAAGAAAAUGAAAUGCAGAAUGUUUUUCACGAAAACGAUGAACUCCGAGCUAGGGAAGCCGAAUCUAUUAAGAAGGUGGAAGAGUUGUCUAAGUUGCUGGAAGAAGCUACAACUAGAAACCACAAUGAGCAAGAAAAUGGUGAUCUUUCAGACAGUGAGAAGGACUAUGAUUUGCUUCCUAAAGUAAUUGAAUUUUCUGAACAGAAUGGUCAUGGAUAUGUUGGAGAGGACAUUCCAAAGGUUGAACUUUCCAUCAAUCAAGGACUAAAACACAGCUUACAAGAAGAAAGUAUAAUCUUGAAUGACAAAACCGACGAGAAAAUUGAAUCUCCGGAACCUGUGCAUGCGAAUGAAAAGCCAAAGGAAGAUGAGAGGAAAGGAAAUGAUGAUCCAGAAGAAGUAGAAUUCAAAAUGUGGGAGAGUUACAAGAUAGAGAAAAAGGAGUUCUCUUUCUCGCCAGAGAGAGAAGCAGAGCCUGAAUCACUUGAAGAGGAAGUUGAGUCAAAGGUAGAAGAAGAUGGCAGUCGUGAGAGCUUUGAUAAGAUAAAUGGAACCGCUGUAACAGAGAACAUUGAUAAUGGUGGGAGCUCACCAUUAAAAGAACAACAACAGCUGAAGAAGAAGAAGAAACCUUUGCUUGGAAAGUUUGGAAGCCUGCUCAAGAAAAAGGGUGGUAGCAACCAGAAAUAG
This is a messenger RNA of Lathyrus sativus (Indian pea), 2574 nucleotides long. Lineage: Eukaryota; Viridiplantae; Streptophyta; Magnoliopsida; Fabales; Fabaceae. The record is from the annotation of a GenBank genome assembly.